Molecule: messenger RNA, 4311 nt
Organism: Teleopsis dalmanni
Lineage: Eukaryota; Metazoa; Arthropoda; Insecta; Diptera; Diopsidae
Exons: 3
Coding region: 1-4311 (1436 amino acids)
Source: RefSeq, a predicted model, not a curated record
AUGCCUACUAAAAAGCGAUCACACUCUUUGCAAUCUCCAAAGGCGGUAGAUACCUUGAUCCAUAAUCGAGAAGCAGUAGUUGCUGAUAUUUUAAGGUUAAAGGCAAAUUUACUAGAAGGCAUUGUUUCCAAAAGCCCUAGUGAACUAGAGUGUAGAUUGGAAAUACUUGACUCUUACAUUGACAAAGCGAUGCAAUACCAGAGCAAAAUAUUUGACCUGGAUCCUACUGAUGACUAUAGGGCUGUUUUAGAAAAUGUUUGUGUUUCAACUAAGUCCUUGUUUUUACAAAAGUUGAAAAAACAUCGCCUUGUUAGCGCCCCUGCAAUCUCGCACCACUGUGGUCGACCGCAAUUGAAGUUGCCAAGCAUGCGACUACCAAAGUUCAGCGGCAAAUACUGUGAUUAUAAAAAUUUCAUUAGUUUGUUUGAAAGCCUUGUUCAUAGUGAUGAAACUCUUACGGACAUUGAAAAAUUCAACCAUUUACUGUCAUGUUUGUCAUAUGAAGCUUUUGGUACUGUGAAGGCCUUUCAAGUCACUGAGAGGAAUUAUCCAAAAGCGUUAGCCAGUCUUAGGAAGGUGUACGACAACAAUUAUCUCAUUUUUUCCGACAACAUUAGCAAGCUUUUCGAUCUCCCAGCAAUUUACAAACCGUUUGCUGCAACUUUGCGCACUACAAUCGACACUGUGUCUGCCAUCUAUGAUUCCCUUCUUUCAAUAGGAGAUGCUAAGAAUAUCACCAAUGCAAUUCUUAUUCAUUUAGUCAUGCAAAAGGUGGAUUCAGUCACAAAAUCAAAAUGGGAAGAACAGCUGGACUACAACACUUUGCCAUUAUGGAGUGACUGUGAAGCAGCGCUUAAUAAAAGGUUCCAACAUCUAUCAGCGGACGAGACCUCUUCUACAAAGCAUAAAAAAUCAGUGCCAGAGUGUGACCAAAAACCCGGUGUUAAACGGGACAAACGCAGCUUUAAAUCCUCCUUUGCCUGCAACAAGCUGAAUCAAUCCAAUGAUCCCAAAUGCGUAUAUUGUAUGUCUAAUAUCCAUAUGAUAACGAAGUGUACAUCAUUUGCUGAAUUGCCUGCGUCACAACGGUUCGACGCAGUCAAGGCAAUUCCAGCGUGCAUAAACUGUUUAAAAAAAGGGCAUUCUGUUUCAGCAUGUAAAUCAUCACGUUGCAGAGUGUGUGCAGGACAACAUCACACACUACUGCACAAAUACACUCCAAUUAUCCCUCACGCAACUGUAAGUUCUGAUUCCGAUCGCGUUUUUGUAAAUCAUAGUGCUACUAAUUGCGACCAGGUAAUUUUGGCGACAGCACUAGUUACUGUAAAGAGUAAGUCUGGAGAGUACCGAACAGCCAGAGCCUUACUUGAUUCCGGUUCUCAAACAAAUUUUAUGACCGAGGAGCUUGCACAACUAUUGCAGUUAAGAAGGGAAGAUGGAUGCCUUACUUUAAUUGGAAUUGGUAAGAUUAAUACCACAGUUAAGCAUAAGUUACAUGCGACUGUGAGAUCGCGAGUCAAUUCUCAUGAAUUCUCAGCCGAUUUUUGGGUAUUGCGAACAAUAUCCACCUACCAACCAAAUCAUAAUAUCUCUACCGCCAAUUGGAAGAUUCCGGCAAACAUUGACCUUGCUGAUCCAUAUUUCUACAAGUCACAAAGAAUUGAUCUUCUUCUUGGUGCUGAAACGUUUUUCGAACUUCUAUCAGUCGGACAAAUAAAACAAAGUCCGAAUCUCCCCACGCUGCAAAAAACAUUACUCGGCUGGACUGUGUUUGGAAAAUAUCAAAGCAAUAGAAAUGUUGAGCCCCAUGCUAAUGCCUUAACUGUUUCACAAGAUGAUGACACUGUAGUUAGCUCAUUGUUACAAAAAUUUUGGGAACUUGAAGAAAUUCCCAAUAGUGAAAAAACCGCCACGCUCAUACCUGAGCACAAACUUUGCGAGGACAAAUUCUUGUCGUCAGUGCAACGCUUACCAUCGGGGCGAUUCAAAGUUUCUCUUCCUUUCAAGUCUGAUUCCAGCAACCUUGGGCUAUCAUUUGAGACAGCUAAGCGUCGUUUCUUGUCACUAGAGUGUAGACUUUCUAAAGAUGCUGCUCUGCAUGAUUUAUAUAUGGACUUUAUGAAAGAAUACGUAAAUCUAGGUCCCAUGACUUUAUCAACUCGUAACUUUUCUGUAUCUCCCCACUACUUCAUACCACAUCAGUGCGUAUUAAGACCACAAAGUACAUCAACAAAACUUCGUGUAGUCUUCGAUGCUUCUUCGAGAACAUCAACUCCACUGUCAUUAAACGACAUAUUAGUGGUGGGUCCGACGAUACAAGAAGAAUUGUACACAACGUUGCUUCGUUUCCGUAUGCAUAAAUAUGCAUUAACUGCUGAAAUUACUAAAAUGUACCGUCAAGUUUUGAUUGACGAGGCAGAUCGCGCCUUUCAACGCAUUCUGUGGAGGGAAAGUCCAAACGAAGAAUUGAAGACUUACCAAUUGAACACUGUGACAUACGGAACAUCAUCUGCACCAUUUUUAGCAACUCGAUGUUUACGCCAUCUAAGUGAUCUUAAUCAAUCAACGCUUCCAAUUGGUUCCAAUGACGAUAAGCAGUUGAAAAAAUCAUUGAAUAUAACCGAUAUUGAUACAACGAAAGCACUAGGCAUACAGUGGCAUACCACAAAAGAUGUAUUUAAGUUUCAGUUGGACGACACUUACCUAAAUUUGCGUGCAACAAAAAGAAAUAUCUUAUCGAUAUCAGCUCGUCUAUUCGACCCCCUUGGCUUAUUAUGCCCAAUUGUUGUGAAAGCAAAAAUUUUAUUGCAAGUGCUGUGGUUACAGAAACUUGACUGGGACGAAUCCAUACCCAUGCGUCUUGACACUGCUUGGCAGGCCUUUAAGAAUGAUUUGAAACAGUUAAACUUAAUUUCAAUUCCGCGGUAUGUUAAUUUGCAUUUUAAAGUUAAAUGCCAAAUUCAUGGUUUCGCUGAUGCAUCAGUGCGAGCAUAUGGUUGCUGUCUAUACGUAAGAUGUGAAACGUUAAAUGGUUUCAAGUGUGAGUUGCUUACUGCUAAAUCAAAAGCUGCUCCUCUGAAAAGCAAAUCUUUACCUCGGUUAGAGUUAUGCGCUGCAUAUUUGCUCUCCAAAUUGUGGAAUAGAAUCCGUUUAAUGUUCCAUCACAACAUCGACCAGGUAACUUUUUGGAUCGAUACAUCGAUUACACUACAUUGGAUCAAAACGCAUCCGUCAACACUUUCAACAUUCGUGGCGAACAGGGUUUCAGAGAUACAAGAAUGGUCAACUAAUAUAACAUGGCGACACGUGCAGUCACAGCACAAUCCUGCUGACAUAGUAUCCAAAGGAUGUAACGUUACUGAACUAGUCAGUUCAAUUUGGCAAGCUGGGCCUGAAUACCUGUCGCAAGAUGUUGCCAAGUGGCCAAUUAAAAUAGCGCCAAUAAUCACUUCGGAGCAAGUAUCUCUGGAAACAAGGAAAAUAAGAGCUGUGUUUAUCGUAUCGGAAGAACCCUCAAACGCAAUUUUAAAAUUAGUCGGUACUCAGUCAUCAUACAUGAAGCUAAUGCGAAUUGUUGCGUAUAUACUCCGAUUCAUAAAUCGCGCUAGGAAAUGUCAAAAAGAGAUAUCACUAAUCCUAAGUGUCAAAGAAUUAAAUGACGCUUUCUUAAAGGUCGUGGAACAGGUUCGUAGGACGGAGAGGAUUGCCAGAGCGAAUUUACUGCGACAACGCAACGAAUUUCGUGGGAGCCUGCCGAGAGCUAAAAGAACUGCAACAAACGUUCAAAGUACAGAAAGACCAGCUGGUGUCAUAUGCUGCAUAAGAAGGAAUCGAGUUUGUCUUCAUACCGCCUCGCGCACCACAUUUCGGAGGAUUGUGGGAAGCCGCCGUCAAGUCCGCGAAAUAUCUAUUACUACGAACAGCGGGCAGCGCAAUGCUUACCAACGAGGAACUGCAAACACUGGCAAUACAGGUAGAAGCUGUUCUCAAUUCAAGACCAAUCGAACCUCUCAGCCAAGAUCCAAACGACGGUCAAGCGCUAACACCAGCACACCUACUAAUAGGGGAUUCUCUGCGCACGCUGCUGCAAGAAUCAGCGCUCGACGUGCAAAACAGCGGUCUGAAUUAUGCGCAGAGAUGACGGCUGCUAUGCGAGCUCAAACGCACAUUUUGGCGGGCCUGGUCCAAGGACUAUAUCCUCACCUUGCAAACAAAAACCAAAUGGAUCUUGGAUCAGCCGAACAUAGCAGUCGACCGUCUCGUCGUUGUCCACGAAGACAAUCUUCCCCCUCACCAAUGGCUGAUCGGUAG